CAGCACGAGCACAGACGGGCUGAAAGAACACAGUGCACAGAGCACACCGCCUCCUGUUGCUGCACCGCACUGUGGGAUCCGCUGUCGACCUUUCAACCAACACACAUGAACGCAGAAAGCUAUUUUACGCGUCUUCUUGUUAUGUGCGGCCAGGACGGUUGGAGGAGUUUACCAGCACGGCGGCGCCCGCUGCUCUGAGCCGAGAGGGGGGUAAAACUGGGCUUGACGUUGCGGGGAUUUUUUGACACAACUUAUCAGAGAAAGUCGCCUGCUGGUGCUCCCGGAGGCGGCGGCUGUUUGUUCGGAGCUCUUUGCGGACAAAGUGUGAAACAAGUGUCAAGAAAGAGAGCAACAGAUGUUUUUUGGUGGAUAUGCAGCCGGCUGAGGAAUGAAAGCGGCAGCAGCGAGGCACAGGCGGCCCUUCCAGCGGUUUUGCUGCUGUGGAGUCGGGCUGCUCGCCGUCAUUUGGCUCACACAGGUCAUCCAGGCACCAGAGUCGGAGUCCUCUGGGUUUCAGCCAGGCGUGAAUGGUGAGCCGCUGCGAUGGACACGCAGGUUGAUGCAAGAGAAGUCAGACAACCAGAGCCUGGAUGAGCCUCGAGCAGCCAUCCAUGAGUUUCCAGAGGACAUCUUUACCAAGGAGCAGAGGAAGAACGGGGCUGUGCUCCUGCAUGCACUCUGUGCCAUCUACAUGUUCUACGCUCUGGCCAUCGUCUGUGAUGACUACUUCGUCCCUUCCCUGGAGAAAAUAUCCGAGAACCUGCAGCUCAGUGAGGACGUGGCCGGGGCAACAUUUAUGGCUGCUGGAAGCUCCGCCCCUGAGCUCUUCACCUCACUCAUUGGUGUCUUCAUCACUAAGGGUGACGUUGGGGUCGGCACCAUCGUGGGCUCAGCUGUCUUCAACAUCCUGGUCAUCAUCGGGCUGAGUGGAAUCUUUGCAGGACAGACGGUGGCUCUGACAUGGUGGUCCCUUUUCAGAGAUUCCUUUUACUACAUUUUGUCUGUACUGGCACUUAUAUUGGUUAUCUACGAUGCCAGAGUUGUCUGGUGGGAGUCCUUGCUGCUCAUGACCAUGUAUGCAAUAUACAUCAUAAUCAUGAAGUUCAACGCUCCGAUUUCAGUGUUUGUGAUGCGUCAGUUCAGGAGCAGCAGGCUGUGCUGCCGCAGAUCAGAGGAACACAGAGACAACAAGAUGGGAGAAGAAGCCGCAGGAUGCAACACCUCUUUGGUUCUUCUCAACAAAGGGCAGGCCCAUGGCCAGGAGAAUCCUCCAGUCAUCAUGGUGGAUGAGCUACUCAUCCUCAACCCCCACAAACUCACCUUCUCAGAUGCUGGCCUGCGUAUCAUGAUCACCCCCCACUUCUCGCCCCGCACCAGGCUCUCCAUGGCAGGACGUGUGCUCAUCAGCGAGAGACAGAGAUUGAUCCGGAGUACAAAGCACCAGCGGGAUGGUGAAGCUGGGCCUGGGUCAAGAGGGGGGUCAAACAGCAACAGUCUGAAGAGGACGGGCUCCUGCAGCCUGGAGAAUGGAGGCGGUAGGUCCGGGUUAAGAGACGCAGAGUCUGGAGACAAACCUGGGGCUGAGGUGUGCCGGCCAGAGGAGGAAGAAGAAGAUGACGAUGGGAUUUUCAGUCCGAUGCGUAUACCAGGCAGCUGCUGUGCGCGGAUCAAGUGGCUGAUCACCUGGCCCCUGAGCUUCUUGCUUUACUGCACUGUGCCUAACUGUGUUCUGCCACGCUGGCACCGCUGGUUCAUGGUCACCUUCGUGGCCUCCACCUUGUGGAUUGCUGUCUUCUCCUACCUCAUGGUGUGGAUGGUAACAAUCAUCAGCUACACACUCGACAUCCCAGACUACAUCAUGGGCAUAACCUUCCUGGCAGCAGGGACCAGUGUACCCGAUUGCAUGGCAAGUCUCAUUGUUGCUCGACAAGGCAUGGGGGACAUGGCAGUGUCUAACUCCAUAGGCAGCAAUAUCUUUGACAUCCUGCUGGGUUUGGGCUUCCCCUGGGCUUUGCGUACCCUUGUGGUGGACCACGGAUCAAUAGUCUCCAUAAAUAAUAAAGGACUUGUAUAUUCUGUCGUCCUACUGCUGGCAUCAGUGUUUCUGACAGUGACGAGUGUUCAUCUGAACCACUGGAGGCUGGACCGCCGGCUGGGUCUGGGUCUGUUGUUUCUCUAUGCCAUCUUCCUGCUCUGCUCCAUCCUCUUCGGGCAGAUGAAGCAGUAAUUCUGAAUGGAUGGAGGUGCAGCUGAGUGAGUAGAAAGCUGAGUUUGUGCAUGACUGCCAUCUAAUGGAGUGCAACAGGAAUAAAAUAACUACAUGUUUCA
Molecule: messenger RNA, 2328 nt
Organism: Melanotaenia boesemani (Boeseman's rainbowfish)
Lineage: Eukaryota; Metazoa; Chordata; Actinopteri; Atheriniformes; Melanotaeniidae
Product: sodium/potassium/calcium exchanger 3
Exons: 18
Coding region: 389-2227 (612 amino acids)
Biological process (GO): intracellular calcium ion homeostasis; calcium ion transmembrane transport
Cellular component (GO): membrane
Molecular function (GO): calcium channel activity; calcium, potassium:sodium antiporter activity
Source: RefSeq, a predicted model, not a curated record